GCCAUGUACACCUACUCGCGUCAAUAGUCUACUGUUCUCCCGUGCUGUCGUGAAGGGCGAAAAAGGAGAGAUAGCUGGGCUGCGACGCUUCUAACAUCACUGUAUAAAAAGAGGCUCGCAUAGGAUAACCUCAAAGACUCAAGCUAGCCAUUCGCUCAGUACAUCCUGGUGUACUUAAACAUGGCGAACUCAAGUGACAAUGAGGCGCAUACGGACACGACAGGAAUAGAUUUCACUAAGAAGAUCCGCCACGACACCUACGCCUUCAUCGAUCCUCUCAAACCACCGUCCUCGCAUAAAUCCCACUCCGUCUUCAUCUCAGGAGCGUCCAAAGGUAUAGGCCGCAGCAUCACUCUCUCGUUCGCUCGUUCCGGAGCAUCCAAGAUCGCUAUCGGUGCACGUUCCUCCCUUGACUCUGUCGAGAAAGAGAUCCUGGAUGUUGCUUCGAAGGCAGGUCAUCCAGCUCCCCUUAUACUCAAGCUUCAUCUAGAUGUGCUUGAUAAAGACAAUGUGAAGCGGGCGGCAGAGGAGGUGGCGAAGGUGUUCGGUGAUGGAGGGUUGGACGUGUUAGUGAAUAAUGCGGCGUAUUGGGAGAGACUGGCGCCUUUGAGUGGGCCGGAUGUGGAUGAGUGGUGGCACUCUUGGGAGGUCAACGUCAGAGGCAUAUUUCUCGUGACUAACGCUUUCCUGCCGUUUGUCUUGAAGAGUAAGGAAAAGACAAUCAUCAAUGUCAGCUCAGCUGGUGCCCUAGGAGCGAGUCCCGGGCUCUCCGCUUAUAGCACGGGAAAACUGGCCGUCCUACGACUCACAGAAUAUCUCGUCGUCGAAAAUGGUGCUGAAGGCCUCAUAGCGUACGCCGUCCAUCCAGGCGCCAUCUUGACCAACAUGACACAGCAACUUCCUUCGGAGGCAUAUCAUCUCCUAACCGAAACGGUGGAACUGGCGGGAGACACCAUUGCGUUCUUAGCGCGCGAGAGACGGGAGUGGCUUGCCGGUCGAUACAUCAGCUCCACUUGGGACAUGGAGGAGGUUCUUUCGCGAAAGGCGGAGAUUGUGCAGAAGGACAAGCUGAAAGUCCGCAUUGUUCUCUGAGCGGUAGUAUCGUGCUUGGGAGGAACGUUGUAUGAUUCAGUCGACUGGUUUAGUGAAAGAUGCUUGCUUUCGCGAGCCAUACAUUGUGUGUUACCUGCAGUAGCAUCAGACAGUGAGUGAAUGGAGACAUGUUUCAG
Stereum hirsutum FP-91666 SS1 is the source of this 1229-nucleotide messenger RNA. RefSeq names its product NAD-P-binding protein. The coding region runs from base 181 to 1092 and encodes 303 amino acids. The record is from RefSeq and is a predicted model, not a curated record. Lineage: Eukaryota; Fungi; Basidiomycota; Agaricomycetes; Russulales; Stereaceae. The transcript is spliced from 6 exons. Gene Ontology annotation, molecular function: oxidoreductase activity, acting on the CH-OH group of donors, NAD or NADP as acceptor.